AAAUAGAGACUUAAAAAAUGUAAAAUGGCUUAUUGAAACUGAACUUGUUAAAAUAAAGGAAAUCAACAUAAAAGAUACAUUAAUUAUUUUUAAGCUGUUAAGUUCUAUAGAUGAAAGAAAAUCUUGUGUAACAUGGGUUGAGAUAGAAAUGAUCAAAUCACUUUUGUCACACGGCUUGGCUGUAUAUGAGAAAGGGUCAGAGGUCACUCUGGCUGCUGAUAUUGGUGACCUCAGAUUGGUUGAGGUUUUCUGCCGUCAUGGCGUCCUGGCGCCUUAUCAAGCGAUGGUCGUGUCGGCUGCUAAAGGCCGAACUGACGUCAUCAGAUUAUUAAUUAAACACAAAGUUAGCGUGAAUUAUCUUGACAAAAAUAACUUGCCAGUAUUUGCAGGUAGUGCCUUAGAGACCGCAUUAAGAAAUGGAGAGCUUGAAUGUGCUGAAUUUCGUCUUCAAAACAACGCCAAAAUGAACGUCCCAUCUGCUUUAAAUACAGUGCUCACACACCGACAGAAGGAAUGUCUGAGGAUGAUAUCUGAACGCUACACGUCUGCUUGUCAAGCAGCCGUCUGCAGCUCGACGUCUGAACUUCUUCUUUUAGCAGCAUCAACCUCCGAUGUUGGCGUCGUUAAAGUUUUGUUGGAACUUGGCGCCGAUGUGAAUCAGUUGGUAUGUGGUAACACCGCCCUGACCAAGUCGUUUAAUUUAGGGAUGGUUAAUUUUCUGAUACACCGGGGUGCUGACGUCAACAUUGACCUUAAUGAUACGAAGUCGCCAACAGUUUUGUUUAAAAUUCUUUCAGCGGAAUACUUUGAUGGUUUAAAGAAAGCGCUCAAAACAAAUGACAAUACAGAUUGUUAUAUUUUACGGGACGAGAUAUUUCAAGAGAUUUUAAAACAUUUUACGCGUGUCAAUGUGGAAAAUGUUUCCGGAGAUACGGUAUUAUUGGUUGCUGCGAAGAUGACUGGUACUAAAAUAAUUUUAAAAAUGUUGAUGGAGGCAGGCUCUGAUCUAGGACACAGAAAUAAAAAUGGCGACACUGCGUUUUAUGUGUCAACAUUAUCGAAUUCAUCGGAAAACGUUGAGAUUUUAUUUGAACUGGGUGCGGACGUAAACGCACAGGUGAAACACUCCACAGCUCUGAUUAAUGCAGCAGAGAGGUAUAAUACACAGAUUGCUUUAAAGUUGUUGAGAUAUGGUGCUAAUGUGGACGCUCGCGAUGAGUAUGGUAAAACAGCGUUGAAUCACGCUAUAGAUAAUGGUGAUGAUGUUUUAAUAGACGAGUUGAUUGCACGAGGAUCAGACAUUACACAUAGAGAUAUGGACGGCUGUACGUGUUUGAUGACGGCUGCUAAGAUGGGCGAUGAAGACGUUCUGACAAGUUUAAUAAACGCUGGAGCGAACAGAGACAUUAAUACGACUGAUCAUAAAGGCAACACAGCAUUAUUUCAUGCCAUUUCAGACUGUCGUGAUGAUAGUUGGCAGAAUGUUAAAAUAUUAGAUCAGUUAAUUUGUGAAGGCGCUUCCAUCAAUCAUCGCAAUAAAAAGGGAAUGACCCCAUUAAUGCUGUCGAUUAAGUUUGAAAAUAAAAAAGCUGUUUUAUCAUCAAGAUUAGUGGAGGCUGAUGUCGAUUUAAUGAGUUACCAUAAUCCACCAAAAACAGCGCUGUCUAUUGCUUUAUCCAAUCUGCCUGGAAGACCUAAGACAAUGUGUAAGAUUGUUAAACACUUGUUAAAUCGUGGAGCUAAGGUGGAGCUGGUGAAUCCAGAGUUUGUUCAUUUGUUCAUUGCAUUAGGGAAGGAUUGUAUAGCACAACAGCUCAUCAAGGCAGGGGUAGGGCCAAGUGAGGUGGAGAUAACCAAGAAUAUUAAAUACUGGUUUACAAGUUCAUAUAGGUUAACUCCCCUCUGUGUAGCCCUUCUGAUGGACAAUUUAUUCCUGGCUGAGUAUUUUAUAAAAAUCGUUUUUUUGACCAACUCAGACCUGCGUUUAUUAUCACAUAGUGAAAAAGUUAUUAAGUAUUUAGUGCCACAGUUUCACACUGAUUGUGCUACCAUGUUAAACCCAUAUUCUAAAACACCACUACGUCUGGAGAUGAUGGCGUUUGUCGCUGUAUCGUCUGCUAUAGGAUCCCACCCAAACAGACCCGCCAGAGUGGAGAAGACUGGACUCCCGUACCCGCUGAUGGAAAGAUUACUGUUCCUGGCAGACGACACAUUACUGAAGAACCGUAAUAUUGAGGAUGAAAGAUUGUUUAUUAAAAUCUGUUCUAGUAACCCGGAGCUAAAAAAAACAUUGAAACCUUUUGACUAUGAAUCCGAUGAGUCUUCGGAAGACAGCGACAGUGACUAAAAGAUAUUAGACUCCUUUAAUUCAUUUUUAAAUUUCAGAUAUACGAUUAGAAAAUUGACAACAAGCAGAUACUUUUCUCAUAGGAUUUAUUUAAUGCUCGCAUAUC
Physella acuta is the source of this 2453-nucleotide messenger RNA. RefSeq names its product ankyrin repeat domain-containing protein 50-like. Gene Ontology annotation, molecular function: protein binding. The record is from RefSeq and is a predicted model, not a curated record. NCBI's taxonomy places the organism in Eukaryota, Metazoa, Mollusca, Gastropoda, Physidae.